CAUUGCAAAUAAUCAAGCUCAAGCUUGCAUGAAACCAUGUCCAUAUCCUACCACCAUUAAUAAACACCAUCUUUUUCCAAACUAAAUCCAAUUUAGAAUGUUUGUUUGCAAAGAAGAAGAGGUUAUCCAUUAGAAAACAAGGUGUCUUUCAAGUUCCACAUUGCACAACAUCAUCAUCAUCAUCUGGUUCAAAGAAGAAUGAUCAAGAUGAUAAUAAUUUUAAUCUUGAUUCAUGGCUAACUCUUUUCAAUGGGAAUGACAAGGAGACUCCAUCAAAAUCAAAGGAUGGUAAUAAACCUCCAUGGACAAAUAUUUUGCUCCCUCUUUUACUCUUUAAUGAUCCCAAGGAGAUAUUGUUGUGGAAUAUGGUUUCUAAUGCCAAGGAAUACAUUGGAAAGCAUGUAGAAAUUAAAUUCAAGUCUAUAGGACAUGAUGGAAUGACUGUUAUCUGGCAUAUUGGGGCAUGGAAAGGCAUGGGUAUUCAUAUAUCUUAUGAAUUUCACAGAGCUAUGUUUCUAAGGAUUGCAAGGAUUGUUUUUCAACCUUUGGCCGGUCUCAAAUUGAAAAUAGAGGAAAUAAUUGUCCUUUUGCUAGAGAAGAUUGCACCAAGUGUUCUGCACAAUGGCAUGGCAAAGGCUGCCAUCUUUAAUCUCUUCUUGAGUCUUUUAUUCAUGGCCAUAUCCCUCAUUUUGUGGAUGAACACAAGUGUGUGAGAUAUCAUUAACUUUCAUAUGUAAAUUAAUUAAUUAAUAUCCUUCAAUAUAUAACAACAAAGUAUAUAUCUAUAAUUUUGAGAGAGAGAGAGAGAGAGAGAGAGAGAGAGAUAGGUAUAUAUUCUCUAGUAGUUGAAAAUAACAUGCAUGUUUGUAUGAAUAACAUCUUGAAGGCUUUGCAAACAAUGUAAACAAAGGAACAAGCAAGCAAAA
Molecule: messenger RNA, 926 nt
Organism: Dioscorea cayenensis subsp. rotundata (Guinea yam)
Lineage: Eukaryota; Viridiplantae; Streptophyta; Magnoliopsida; Dioscoreales; Dioscoreaceae
Exons: 5
Coding region: 366-713 (115 amino acids)
Source: RefSeq, a predicted model, not a curated record